Messenger RNA from Ceratosolen solmsi marchali, 3711 nucleotides. RefSeq names its product zinc-dependent metalloprotease kuz (gene kuz). The transcript is spliced from 14 exons. Lineage: Eukaryota; Metazoa; Arthropoda; Insecta; Hymenoptera; Agaonidae. The coding region runs from base 628 to 3360 and encodes 910 amino acids. Gene Ontology annotation, cellular component: plasma membrane. The record is from RefSeq and is a predicted model, not a curated record. Gene Ontology annotation, biological process: membrane protein ectodomain proteolysis; Notch signaling pathway. Gene Ontology annotation, molecular function: metalloendopeptidase activity.
GCUACGGUAUCGCACGCGCGUCCUAACUACCUGAGCGACGACGGCGAGAAAGGGACGCGAACUCUUAACUCUUUCCUCAGCGUCUGUAACUUCCUGAUAAUAAUGGGUCCGUUGUACCUGAGAGUGUGCGCUCGUGUAUGUAUGUGCGCGUGUUUUUGAUCGUUUACUGCUAGUGAGAAAGAGCAAAAGAGAUAUAGUUGUCGCGGUGGUGGGUGGGAGGGAAUAACCGUGUGUUGUUGUUAUUUGGUUUUUGAAUUUUUAAGCGAUCGAAGGAGUAAUGAGGAGUGAGACGCUGCUCUGAUAAUAAUAAUGUUCGUCCAUGCAUUGGUGUUAAGUACCCACUGUGUCCCACAGCUUAAAUCCUGAGAAAAAUAAACGUAAGGGCGCGAGCUCGCUUUGUCUCUGCCGUUGAAAAGGGGUGGAAGGUUUGUUGCUACGGCGUAUUACUGCUGCUGAUAUUCAUUAUCGUGUGCGUGCCUACGCGUGCGUACGUGUACCCACACAUACGUGACGCGCGUGCUGUUUACGUGCGUGUGUGUAUUUGGAUUGUGUUGGCAGUGGUGUUGCUGCCACUGCUGCUGCUGCUGCCCGCUCCUGCCUCGUCGCUGAGGAGGGAAAGACAAAACGAUGUUCGCCGAUACGUGUGGUUUCGUCCUCUUUCUUCUGCUUCUCGUACCCUACAUUGAGAGCGCGCGACGACUGAACGAGUAUAUCCGGCAUUAUGAGCCAUUGUCGUACGACACCCAGGAGAUCCAUCGCAGUCACCUGAGAACGAAGAGAUCACUUGCUCAUGACAAUGCGGUCACACUUAAAUUUCGCGCUCAUAACAGAGACUUUCGCGUUAGACUCAAACGCGACGUCACUACUUUCAGCACCGAUCUCGUCAUCGUCGGACCCAGCAACAAAAAAGAAGACCUCGACACCUCGCACAUAUAUCAAGGACACCUCAUAGGAGAGCCAGGUAGCCAUGUGUUCGGUAGUAUAAGCGAUGGCAUUUUCCAUGGAAAGAUAAUAUCGCCGCGCGACGGUGCCUGGUACAUUGAAAAGUCGCAUUACUAUUUUCCUCGGCAUAAACUCAACGAAACUCUCCACUCCGUCAUUUAUCACGAGAAUGACGUCGAAGAUCCAUACCAGCGUCUACGACCAGGUGAAUCGAGUGGUUGUGGCAUUACCGAGGAAGUAGUUGAAUGGAUGGAACGCAUUCAAAAUUCCGGAGAGCUCGAAACACCGAUACCACCAGUGGCGCCAAAAAAUCUGAAAAACUGGAGUCCUGAAACAGAAACACCUGGUCACAAAUAUAGCAAAGAGGCGAAUAUACCCUCGGACCAUUGGAUCAGAACCCGACGCGCAACCAGACCUAAGGAAGACAGUAAAAAGAAGAACACUUGCUUUCUCUUUAUCCAAACGGAUCCUCUCAUUUGGAGACAUAUUUUUGAGCAGCUGAAUCAUGAUGAAGACAAAACACGAGAAGAAAUACUGUCGCUGAUCGCCCAUCACGUUACUGCCGUUAAUUACAUCUACAGGGACACAAAAUUCGAUGGCAAGAUCGAGCAUAGGGACAUUAAAUUCGAAGUUCAAAGGAUAAAGAUCGAUGAUGACAGCGCAUGCGGACAACCCCACAGUUACCAGGAUCAAAAUCCGUUUUGCAGGGAAGACAUCGACGUCAGUAACUUUUUAAAUCUCCACUCGUUGGGCAAUCACGAAGACUUUUGCUUAGCUUAUGUAUUUACCUAUAGAGACUUCACUGGAGGUACGUUGGGCUUAGCAUGGGUGGCUUCAGCUUCCGGCGCCUCUGGCGGCAUUUGUGAGAGAUACAAGACUUAUACGGAAACAGUGGCCGGUAUGUACCAGUCAACAAAACGCUCCCUCAACACUGGUAUCAUUACAUUCGUCAACUACAACAGCCGAGUGCCCCCCAAAGUCUCACAGCUCACUCUUGCUCAUGAGAUAGGCCACAACUUCGGUUCACCGCACGAUUUUCCGACGGACUGUAAGCCCGGCGGCAUCAAAGGAAACUACAUAAUGUUCGCCUCGGCGACGUCUGGCGACCGACCGAACAAUAGCAAAUUCUCUAAGUGCAGCAUCGGUAAUAUCAGCAAUGUUCUUGAUGCAAUUGUCGACAAUAAGAAGCGCAAUUGCUUCAACGCUUCGCUCGGAGCCUUUUGCGGCAACAAGAUUGUCGAAGCUGGGGAGGAGUGCGACUGUGGGUACGAUGACGACGAGUGUGUCGACAAGUGCUGCUACCCGCGGCAGCUGUCGCCCCUCGAGAGGAUCAACAAUGAUACAGCCAAGGGUUGCAGGAGAAAGCACGGCGCUCAGUGCAGUCCGAGUCAAGGGCCUUGCUGCUCAAGUGAACACUGCACAUUUGUGUCAUUAUCGCAAAACGUUCAGUGCAAAGCAGAGUCAGACUGUAGCUACAGUUCUAUUUGUAACGGACGAAGCUCUGAGUGUCCGCCUCCAGUGCCCAAAGCUAACAAAACUAGAUGCAACGAGGGAACUCAGUUAUGCAUUAAUGGCGAGUGUACUGGAUCGAUUUGUUUGGAAUGGAACUUGACCGAGUGUUUCUUAACAAGUAGCAUAAUACCAAACAUCGACAAGCGCAAGCUAUGUGAGUUAGCUUGCCAAAAUGGUACAGAUGCUUCGACAUGUCGCAGUACCAGUGAAUUUGCCCACCUCGUCAACUUGGCCAAAGGCGGGAUUAGCCUACGGCCAGGUUCACCAUGCGAUAAUUUUCAAGGGUAUUGUGAUGUAUUCCUCAAGUGUCGAGCUGUCGAUGCUGAGGGUCCACUAGCCAGGCUUAAAAACAUGCUCUUCAAUGAGGAUACCCUCGUCACCGUCGCCCAGUGGAUCACGGAGUAUUGGUGGGCUGUAUUACUAAUGGGUAUAGCCUUCAUUAUCUUCAUGGGUUUAUUUAUCAAAUGUUGCGCCGUUCAUACUCCAUCGAGUAAUCCUAAAAAGCCACCAGCCAGACACAUUAGUGAUACUUUAAGAAGGCCAAUGAAUACACUACGAAGAAUGCGACAUCCACAUAGCGGUGGUGGUGGGGGUGCUAGGAGUGUGCCGCCUAGGCAAGCUGGAGGUCAUGGUGGACACGGGACCCGAGGUCAAUCUCAUGGCUACACUGAAACACGAGGAGCUCAAUAUUAUCCCAAAGGAUAUCGCUCGGUUCCCACAGCUAGUGCGCCAGUCGGGCCCAACACAUCAGCUUGCUCAUCAUCAUCAUCAUCAGGAGGUCCAGGAGGCUACCCUCGUGGCAGCACCCCUCAUAACCAUCACCCCGAGUUGUACGCUGGUGCCUACUCGAACACCGGCGGAGGUGGCCGAAGCUCAGCCUAUGAGAUGAGGCAUCACAAGGUCUGACAAACUUACCAGUAACUGGUUGCAGGAGCUUAGUUUCCCGCGUGAGUUGCAACAGCAGCAACAGUACCAAUACCAAUAAUACCAAUAAUACAGUUUCUCGAGAACUGAGAACGUUAACUAAAUCAGAUGUUGAUAAUGUAACAUAUACUUUUCAACGAGUUACGAAGAGAGCUCGCCUUUGGCUUUUCAUUCGAGUGGUUCUUCAUGCCAGUAGAGUAUUUAUUACUAAUUUACAAAAUUAGACUUUAGUCUUACUUAAAAAGUCCUUGAAAUUAGUAUUUCUCGCAUUUAUGAGGCUUUUAUAUGCUAUUAAAAACAAGGCUCUCUAAACAAAUUUUAACAGUACACAAA